Molecule: messenger RNA, 1056 nt
Organism: Raphanus sativus (radish)
Lineage: Eukaryota; Viridiplantae; Streptophyta; Magnoliopsida; Brassicales; Brassicaceae
Exons: 3
Coding region: 1-1056 (351 amino acids)
Biological process (GO): DNA integration
Molecular function (GO): nucleic acid binding
Source: RefSeq, a predicted model, not a curated record
AUGUAUAGGGACAUGAAGAGGUACUACCAUUGGGUAAGAAUGAAAGCUGAUGUGGCCGAGUUGGUGGCCAAGUGUCCUACUUGCCAACUAGUGAAGGCCGAGCAUCAGGUUCCCAGUGGCUUGUUUCAGAACCUCCCUAUACCGGAAUGGAAGUGGGAUCAUAUCACAAUGGACUUUGUGACUGGGUUCCCAACGACCAAGAGCAAGAAGGAUGCAGUUUGGGUGAUUGUGGAUCGUCUGACCAAGUCUGCACACUUCUUACCAAUCAAGAAGGGUGAUGGGGUGGAUGAGAUAGUGAAGAUCUACAUAGAUGAGAUUGUGAGGCUGCAUGGAGUGCCGGCCAGUAUAGUCUCAGAUAGAGACCCAAGGUUCACUUCUUACUUCUGGAGGGCUUUUCAAAAAGCCUUAGUAACUAUAGUGAACAUGAGCACAUCCUACCAUCCCCAAACGGAUGGGCAAUCAGAGAGGACCAUCCAGACUCUGGAGGACAUGCUGAGGAUGAUUACCUUCAAGGGUAGGGCCAGAGUCUCUGGAAGGAGGAAACUGGACCCUAGGUUCUUAGGUCCGUUCAGGAUACUCGAGAGAGUUGGGGCAGUGGCUUACAAGUUGGAUCUGCCAUCUGAAAUGGAUGCCUACCACAAUGUUUUCCAUGUGUCUCAACUAAGGAAGUGUCUGACUGACCAAGACAUUGUGUUGCCUGAAAUUCCAAAAGAUCUUGGCGAGUCAGCUCUAGCAAGAGAUGAUGCGAGGGAUCUAGUCGGCUUACUUGUUUCAGAAGUGAACCUUGGAAAAGGGGACAUUAGAGGAGAUGAAUGGAUACUUGACACAGGUUGCUCUUUCCAUAUGACGGCUAGAGAUGAUGUGUUUAUCAACUUCAAGGAAGUCUCAGGUGGGAGAGUCAGAAUGGCAAACGGUACACAGACAGAAGUCAAAGGCAUUGGAUCUGUUCGUUUUGAAAAUCCAGAUGGAACAACGGUGGUUCUCCAUGAAGUCAGAUACAUGCCUGGGAUUUCGAGGAAUCUCAUCUCACUUGGAACUCUAGAAGUUAAGGGUUGA